AUGGCGGCGUGUAGUUUUGAUAUGCUAUUCACUUAUGUCAAUACCGGAUGGGAAGGAUCAGCUGCUGAUUCCAGAGUGUUAACUGAGAUUUUAAGAAAUCCAGAUGACCCAUUCGUGGCGCCACUCCCACCAAAAUAUUACGUUGUGGAUUCCGGUUACAGCAACACGCAAGGCUUUUUGGCACCAUUUCGUGGUCAGAGAGAGGUGCUUUGGGGUCUUGAAAGCAAGAUGCACGCGCGAGAUGAUCCCCUAUUUAGACAAUAUGAGGUCGAUUUUCCCGUAGAAGAUAUUGAGGGAGAGGGAGAACAAGAAGGGCAACAGGAACAACAACAUGGUAUGGAUGCACAAGAAGCAGAAACAUCUGAAAUGGAUGGUCAGCAACAACGUAAUUACAUGGUUGAUUUUAGGGAUCAUCUAGCUAAUCAAAUGUGGGAUUCGUAUAGGCGACAAUAA
Morus notabilis is the source of this 453-nucleotide messenger RNA. RefSeq lists its product as uncharacterized. The record is from RefSeq and is a predicted model, not a curated record. Lineage: Eukaryota; Viridiplantae; Streptophyta; Magnoliopsida; Rosales; Moraceae. The coding region runs from base 1 to 453 and encodes 150 amino acids. The transcript has 3 exons.